This is a messenger RNA of Pocillopora verrucosa, 2423 nucleotides long. RefSeq names its product E3 ubiquitin-protein ligase MARCHF5-like. Gene Ontology annotation, molecular function: ubiquitin protein ligase activity; zinc ion binding. The record is from RefSeq and is a predicted model, not a curated record. Gene Ontology annotation, cellular component: mitochondrial outer membrane. Gene Ontology annotation, biological process: regulation of mitochondrial fission; protein polyubiquitination. Lineage: Eukaryota; Metazoa; Cnidaria; Anthozoa; Scleractinia; Pocilloporidae.
AUUGAAGCCAUUUCUAUGUGCAUUUCUCCCACUACUGUGUCUAGGAAAUCUCCAGUUGAAAUGCACACUCUGACGCCGUCAAUGUUAGGUUUAGUAAAUCAUGCUUCUAGACUUUCGCACCCUAUCCAUCUUGUGCUCUGAUAUAAAAGCGACACGGCUGCAUAUCCGCAUCACAGAAGUUUACUUUAAUUGAUAUCUUAGCGAUAUAGACAAAAUUCUUUUUUGCCUUUCGAUAUGUUUUCGUGCGUAGGUGAGGUCGGAAGUGAUUGAAAACCGGAAGUUUCUUCGACUUACUUUUGCCCAUAACCCAACAGGGUCACUCGACGCCAUCUUGAACGUUUGCAAAGCCUUACCACUCGCUUACUUUGUCAACAAUUUGCUAUAAUUUUUGUGAAAUCAGUGGAAUAAUUCUGGACUGCAUCUUGAUGGCUUCUGCUUUGGUUGAUGAUUGGGAUAUAAGACGUUGUUGGGUAUGUUUUGCUACAGAAGAAGAUGAACCCUUGUCACAGUGGGUUCGGCCCUGUCGUUGCCGUGGGACAACAAAAUGGGUCCACCAGAUUUGCCUUCAACGCUGGAUUGAUGAAAAGCAAGCAGGCAGUUCAACAACAAAAGUGUCUUGCCCACAGUGCAAUGCAGAAUAUGUCAUUGUAUUUCCACCUUUAGGACCUCUGCUUCAAUCUGUGGAGUUCUUAGAUAAACUUAUCCAUAAGUUCUGCCCCAUAGCUGCGGCAGGAGUCAUUGUUGGGUCAUUAUAUUGGUCUGCUGUCACUUAUGGAGCAGUUACCGUUAUGCAGGUUUUGGGUCAUAAAGAAGGACUUGAGGUUAUGGAAAAAGCUGAUCCUUUGUUCUUAUUUGUUGGACUUCCAACUAUCCCUUUGGCACUUAUACUUGGGAAAAUGGUUCGCUGGGAGGAUCACGUGUUAAGGUUGUGGAGACGCCAUUUCAGUAAGAUGUCCUUUCUUGGCCAUAUUCUGCCCAGUUUAGCUGCGUGUGAUUAUGCAUCACGCACUCCAGCAGAGCCCACACCAUUAUCUGACCCAGUGUCUCUCACCAGGCUCCUUUGUGGUGCUUUGAUUCUGCCAACAAUCUCCACACUUAUCGGCAAAGUGUGUUAUGGGUUUGUCCCUUCAAGUCUGCAUCGAGCCUUACUGGGAGGCAUAAGCUUUGUGGCAGUGAAAGGAGUUGUCAGGAUCUACUAUAGACAGCAGCAGUAUGUAAGGCAAGCUCAGAGAAUUGUUAAAAACUAUGGUGAGGAAUAAUUCUUCAACAUUUGGUGCCUUUGAGUCUCUUUCAAUGGUGAUAAAGUACACAGCCACAAGCAUUUGAUAGAUGUUCAGCUGUCUAGUUAGAGAUUUAUGGCCUUAAGAAGAGGUGACUGUAGAUAUCAAGAAUCCGUCACCAAGACUAAAAGAUGAAAUAUGUGUAGCAAGGAGAAUUAAGCAAGCUCUUUUUUUGAAAAUUUUUAUAGAACUUUUUGGUGAAUUUCUAUUCUUUAAAAAUCCGCCAAAAAGUGAAAUUGACGUGUUCGCGCUCUUGUCGUCAAUGAAUUUUUGCAGUAAAGUGUUGGAACUGAUUUAAAUCGGUCGUAGAGAAAGACGGCUGAACGUUAAUAAACUAUCCUAAGCAAGUCAGUUGGUUAGUGCAAUUUUAGUACAACUCACGCUGGAGUAAAUACUUGGAUAUUUGAAUUUUUUUUUCAAUAGGGAGGUUAAGAAUUUUUACUUGAAACGUUAAAUUGGGUGUUCUAAAGAAACAUCUCAUGAACGUCAUGCUCUUAGUUUUCGUUAAUGGCAAACUUGGGGCUAAUCUUACGCUGCACUCAUUAUCAUUCCCUUCCCCAAGGCGACGUUUAAAGUGCGCUCAUUGGCAAAAAGUAAAGGCAUCAAUCUGAAUUCAUUUAAAGAUCAACAGGCCAGGGCUGAGGACAUGUUUUUAUCGUGGUCUCCAAGGGGUGUAAACGUGGCACUGAAAACAAUGACUGUUAACAUUAGGAAAACGUCAUCUGUUUCAGUCAAGCAAAAUCAGAAUGUAGCAUGUAUGCGUUCCUGAACCGUGAAAUGAUCUUGCACCUCAAUUGUACUGAUCCACGUUAUAGUGGAUAAAAGCUCCAUAUCAUCGAAUGAUUUUUGUCUUACUUCAACUUUAAUUGAAUCACAUUUAGACGUGUUACUUAAACUUGGUUUAAAUCAUAUUUAAGCGUUUCCACUUUUGCUUACUAUAUGUUCCAUUACCUAAGCGUUUGCAUAUACAAACAUGUGUGAAGAAGGCAAAGCAACUUUUUUUUUAAUUUGCAAGUAUGACCAAUCAAAACUCGGUGAGUUUCAGAAUUAAGUGUCUCAGUUAAGUCAAGAUUGGUAAAACUCAUUGCUAUUUUAUUGCUUGUGUAUGGAAAGGAAAAAGAAUUAAAGCUAUUGAAUUGUCAA